AUGUACAAACAUAUUGCGUAUAAUUUUGUAUUGAUAUUUAUAAUAAUCCAAUGUGUCAACUCACAGGACAAUGUUCCAGAUCAACCAGCUGAUGAUGAUGACAAUUUUGAUGUUUUAGAUCUAGAUAAAAUCAUUGAAGAACGACUUAGUCGUUUUGAUGAUCCUCAAUACCAACCACAAUAUCAACAAUUACAAGAAUCUCAAUAUCCAACCCAACCUCAGACUCAGCCCCAAUCACAAACUCAGCCCCAGUAUUAUCCAGGAUAUCAACCUGAAACAGAUCAGUAUCAACAAGAAUAUCAGUAUUAUCCAGGAUAUCAACCAGAAUCUUUAGAAUAUCAACCUGAACAAUAUGGUCAAUACCAACCAUACGAAACUCAGAUUCAAACUCAAGAACAACAAUAUUAUGUACCGCCGACUAGUCAACCUCAACCUCAAGUAACUCAGGAAUCUCAAUAUCAGUAUUACUUACCUGAAACUACAGAUCCUUAUGGAUAUCAACAGCCAUAUGAAACACAGACUCUUUAUGAUAUUGGUCAACAACCAAUAACUGAAACUCAACCACAAGUAACUCAAUAUCAACCAGUGCAUCAUCCAUUUACUUAUUCUGAUGAUACAUAUGGAACUCAAGUUACUCAAGCUCUGCCUCAAGUAACUCAACCUACUCAACAACCACAGUAUCAGUAUUAUCAACCUACUCACACUCAAACAGAAGUAACUCAGCCUCCUCAAACUCAAUCACAAACUGUGGAAGAGGAUGAUAAUUUCUGUGUGACAGAACAUGAUCAACCAGUACAGGAACCUUCUGAAACUGAGACUGGGUUUACAUAUGGACAAACACAACCAACUACUCAAGAACCUACUCAACAGUCAAUUGAGCCACAAAAGGAAGCAAGAAAAAGAACUAGAACUAGAAGUACAAGUGGAGAUCAAGGUGAGGAGGAAGAUGGUGAAGAACUUGUUGAAGUACAUCCCCUUAUUUCAUCUGAAAAAUCUGUACAUAUCAAAUUUUAUAAAAGAAAUAAUUUGGGAAUGCUUGUAGAAAUGUGUCGUAAAGAUUAUGUCGUUACAUUUGCUGAUUCACAUAAAAGAAAAUAUAGAUUCAAAACAAAUCUCGAACAGAUAGAAUGUAACAAUGAGAUAAUCUACGUGCAUACAAGUGGAACUCCUUAUUGUUUUUCAUUAAGUCAUAGUAUAAGAACGGAUAUAAUUAUCAUUACUAACAUUCAAGGAUUUGUAUUAAUUAAAAAAAAUUAUGGAAAAUGGACAAGAACUGACUUUACGAUUCCAGACUAUGUCAAAAUGUUCACACAAGAUAUUGGAGGGAAUGAACUUUUAUUAACUAUUGAUCAUUAUAUUAUUGAUCUCACUUCAUUUGGAUCCUUUAAAUACACAUUCCUCCCAGGUAUUAAAUGUACUAAAAUAAUAGUUAAAGACAUGGUGGCGUGGAAGAAAUCUAAUAAGGAUGAUGGGUUUCCUGAAAUAAUUUAUGUUACACCAAAAUUGACUGUUAUACUUAACUUUGAAAAAUAUACUAAAACGUUCGAAAGAAGGGUUAAUACAUAUCAACUUUUACGCAAAAGACUAAAUUUAAAAAGACCUAAAUAUUCCUAAAUUAUUUCAACACAUACAAUGUUAUUGCAUAAAUAUUUUUGAUGUGUUGAAACUGGUUAAGU
Molecule: messenger RNA, 1676 nt
Organism: Theileria parva strain Muguga
Lineage: Eukaryota; Apicomplexa; Aconoidasida; Piroplasmida; Theileriidae
Product: SVSP family protein
Exons: 1
Coding region: 1-1614 (537 amino acids)
Source: RefSeq, a predicted model, not a curated record